This is a messenger RNA of Lobosporangium transversale, 3798 nucleotides long. RefSeq names its product SNF2 family N-terminal domain-domain-containing protein. The record is from RefSeq and is a predicted model, not a curated record. Bases 1 to 3798 code for a protein of 1265 amino acids. Gene Ontology annotation, biological process: positive regulation of transcription by RNA polymerase II. Gene Ontology annotation, molecular function: histone binding; ATP-dependent chromatin remodeler activity; DNA binding. Lineage: Eukaryota; Fungi; Mortierellomycota; Mortierellomycetes; Mortierellales; Mortierellaceae. Gene Ontology annotation, cellular component: nucleus. The transcript is spliced from 6 exons.
AUGCAACAACAGCAGCAGUUCCAGCAGCUUCAGCAAGCUCAACAACAACAGCUUCACCAACUACAACAACAACAACAAGUAGGCGCUUCUGUCCUACCUCCUACUCAGGGCUCGCCAUUCUCUCAGGACCAAUUGGUAGAUUUACGCCAUCAGAUCAUUGCCUUCAAGCUCAUCUCUGCUAAUAUGGCUGUCCCCCCAAAUUUGCAGGAGGCCAUCUUCACUCCCAAAUCAGUUGAACAGGUCUUGAGCGCCAAGGAACCUACGGCUUCGGUGGCUGGAAGAGUUGUUGAUGUCGCUCGUCAUCAUUUGUCAGAACAAACUCCAACCGCAUCAGACUAUAACGCAUAUACAUCACCUUUUUCAUACCUUCAGAAGACUUUACCCUCGGCAGUACAUGCGUCGCGUCAGCAGCGCUUGUUGAUCCCUAGUAUCUCGCCAGUUGGUAUUGAUCCAUACGCAUUGGCUCAGGAGCGCGAUAAUCGUCUGAAGAACCGUGUUAAAUAUCGUAUUGAAGAGCUAGAUGGUCUUCCUAGCAAUAUCGCCAGUGAGGCUCUUGACCCCUCUGGAGGUCUUCUGGGCCAAGAAAACAAGGCGCCACCAUCUGGACCCAAGCUUAGGGCCUUGAUUGAGCUCAAGGCGCUAAGGCUUCUGGAGAGGCAAAAGAAGCUUCGUGCGGAAAUUAUUAAGGGAAUGUCAAAGGCAACUAUGCUCGCAACAUCUACUGAUCGAGCCGCUUAUCGUAGAAUGAAGAAACAAUCCUUACGUGAGGCCCGAAUGACCGAGAAACUUGAGAGGCAACAGAGACAGGAUCGCGAGGGACGCGAGAAGCAGAAGCAUCUAGACUACCUUCAAAAUAUUGUAAAUCACGGACGUGAUAUGAUUCAAUGGCAUAGGACACAACAGAUGAAACAGAACAAGUUGGGACGUCUCGUUCUUCAAUUCCACGCUCAUGUGGAGAAGGAGGAAGCCAAACGUAUUGAACGUAUCUCUAAGGAGCGUCUAAAGGCUUUGAAGAACGAUGAUGAGGAGGCAUACAUGAAGCUUAUUGACCAGGCCAAGGAUACUCGUAUCACACAUUUGUUGCAGCAGACCGAUUCUUAUCUCGCUUCACUCGCUGAAGCUGUGACAGCUCAGCAGAACGACUCUAUUCAUACAGAUGCAACCACUCGUGGUGGCGUCGAGCUUAUGGAUGACGAAUCGAACUUUGAUUACGGUGAAAGCAGGCGUAAUGACUAUUACAAUAUCGCCCAUAAGAUCCAAGAAAGGAUUGUUAAGCAACCAUCGAUUUUGACUGGAGGAACACUAAAAGAAUACCAGAUGAAGGGUUUGCAGUGGAUGGCAUCACUUUAUAACAACCGUUUGAACGGCAUUCUGGCAGAUGAGAUGGGACUGGGUAAAACCAUUCAGACUAUCUCUUUGGUUACAUUCUUAAUCGAAGCUAAACAACAAAAUGGUCCAUUUUUGAUUCUCGUUCCUCUCUCUACAUUGACUAAUUGGACUCUGGAAUUUGAGAAAUGGGCUCCUCAGGUGACCAAAGUCGUUUAUAAAGGUGUCCCCUCACAACGCAAACACAUUCAACAAACAGAGAUCCGACAUCGUAAUUUCCAAGUGCUAUUGACGACUUACGAAUAUGUUAUUAAGGAUAGGCCAAUUCUCAGCAAGAUUAAAUGGGUUUACCUUAUCAUUGAUGAAGGUCAUCGUCUAAAGAACGCCAACUCUAAACUGUUUGUGACCUUGACUCAACAUUACUCUUCUCGCUACAGACUCAUCUUGACGGGUACACCCUUACAGAACAACCUUCCUGAGUUAUGGGCCCUCCUCAACAUGGUUUUGCCCCGUGUCUUCAAUUCUGCCCAAUCUUUUGACGAGUGGUUCAACACGCCCUUCGCAAAUACGGGUGGUCAAGAUAAAAUCGAAUUGAACGAAGAAGAGGCUCUUUUGAUCAUUAAACGUCUUCACAAGGUCUUACGACCUUUCUUGCUCCGUCGUCUCAAGAAGGACGUAGAAGCGGAAUUACCAGACAAGGUAGAGCGCGUCAUUCGGUGCAAGAUGUCGUCUCUUCAGCUCAAGCUGUAUAACCAGAUGAAGAAGCAUGGUAUGCUUUUCACUCAGGCAGGAGAAAAGGGGCGUACUGGAAUUAAGGGCCUGAAUAACACUAUCAUGCAAUUAAGGAAGAUUUGUAACCAUCCGUAUGUGUUUGAGGAGGUCGAACGUGUUAUCAAUCCAGCCAAGGUGAACAACGAUCAGCUGUACAGGGUUGCAGGAAAGUUCGAACUUUUGGAUCGAAUGCUCCCAAAGCUGUACAAAACGGGGCACAGAGUUUUGAUUUUCUUCCAGAUGACAGCCAUCAUGAAUAUCAUGGAGGAUUUCUUGCAUUUCCGUAACUACCAGUACAUGCGUUUAGAUGGUUCCACAAAGUCGGAUGACCGAUCCGCUCUUCUCAAGCAAUUCAACGCUCCGGACUCGCCAUAUUUUGUCUUCCUGCUAAGUACAAGGGCAGGAGGUCUUGGUCUGAAUUUGCAGACGGCAGACACUGUCAUUAUUUUCGAUUCUGAUUGGAAUCCUCACCAAGACUUGCAGGCACAGGAUCGUGCGCAUCGUAUUGGUCAAACGAAAGAGGUGCGUAUCUUCCGAUUGGUGACAGAAAAGUCUGUGGAGGAGCAUAUUUUGGCUCGAGCUCAAUAUAAACUCGAGAUUGAUGGUAAAGUCAUUCAGGCUGGAAAAUUCGAUAAUAAGAGUACAGCUGAAGAGCAAGAGAGAUUCUUACGUUCACUGUUGGAGAGCGACAAUAACAAGGAGGAGAACGAUGUAGAGGAAGAGGAGAUGAAUGAUGAAGAACUUAACGAAAUUGUAGCUCGAACAGAUGAGGAGAUGACUAUUUUCAGAAAGCUCGAUGCUGAACGCAAGCGGAUUGAAGACGAAGCAUUUGAGCGGGACGGUAUCCGGCUUGAGCGUUUAAUUCAAGAAUCAGAGUUACCAGAGAUUUAUCUCCACGAUGAGGAUCCACACCAGAGUGUGCAGGUUGAGGAGGAUCUCGGACGUGGUCAAAGAGUGAGAGCGGAGACUCGAUAUGACGAUGGAUUGACAGAGGAGCAAUGGCUCGAGGCGCUUGAGGACGAGGACAAGGAUGUGAACGAAGUCAUUGCACAAAAGUUGGAGCGACGCAGGAAAAGAGAAGAAAAGAGACUCCAGAAAGAGAACGCUCUUGCGGCUGGUGAGGAUCUUGAUGCAGAACCCAAGAAGGGUCGUGGUAGAGGAAAGAAGACCUUACGCGAUGAGGAUGAGGAGGAAGUGGAACCUGCAACCUCCAAGAAGGGUCGUGGCCGCGGUACCAAGUCCUCUACGUCUAAUGAGAUCACAAAGCCAACUGCUAAGGGUAAGAGGGGUAGGAAACCCGAUGGAGCUUCCGCUAGUCAGGAUACACUUGGUGAGAACGAGCGUAAGGCUCUAACAAAGAUUAUGGAGCAAUGCUAUAAAGCGCUUGAAGAAUGUACUGUGGUGGAAGAGGAAGGACUCCGACGCCGCUGCGAACUAUUCCUUCAUUUGCCGAGCAAGAAGGAAUAUCCUGAGUAUUAUCAAAUCAUUACUCGUCCGAUUGCCAUGGAUAUCAUCAAGAAGCGGAUGAGAUCAACGCACUACAAGUCUCCUGCUCAGUUUAAAGAGGAUGUCCAUUUAAUGUUCCAGAAUGCACGUACUUUUAACCAGGAAGGCAGUUGGGUGUAUGUAGACUCGGAGCGUCUAGAGGUAACAAAAUGGCUGUGCUACUUUUUUUUUUUUUUUUUUUUUUUUUUUUUUUAA